Molecule: messenger RNA, 8658 nt
Organism: Gadus macrocephalus (Pacific cod)
Lineage: Eukaryota; Metazoa; Chordata; Actinopteri; Gadiformes; Gadidae
Product: MBT domain-containing protein 1-like
Exons: 17
Coding region: 63-2174 (703 amino acids)
Biological process (GO): regulation of DNA-templated transcription
Cellular component (GO): nucleus
Molecular function (GO): zinc ion binding
Source: RefSeq, a predicted model, not a curated record
UCCUUCUCGUCCUCUGUCUGAAGGCGGAUCGUCCGUCUCGGAAGCGCCGUGACUCCUUCGGGAUGUUCGACGGCCUGGACGACGAGAGGAGCAGCAGCUGCAGCGAGGAGUCGAGCGGCGGCAGCGCCUCCAGCCCUGAGGAGAGCGAGGAGGAGGACGGCCCGGGGUUAGGAGCAGGAGGGGGAGGGGGUAUAGGCGGAGGAGGAGGAGGAGGAGGAGGAGGAGGAGGAGGUGGAGGCAUCCUCCCUCUGACCUCCCCAGGCUCCUCCUCUCUGACCCUCAUCAAGACCAAUGGGCAGCUGUACACCUACCCGGAUGGGAAGGCCGGCAUGGCUACAUGUGAGAUGUGUGGCAUGGUGGGUGUUCGAGAUGCGUUUUACAGUAAAACCAAGAGGUUCUGCAGUGUCUCCUGCUCCAGAAGUUACUCUUCCAACUCUAAGAAGGCCAGCAUCCUAGCCAGACUACAGGGAAAGCCACCCACGAAGAAGGCCAAGGUUCUCCAGAAACAGCCGCUGAUGGCCAAGCUAGCGGUCUAUGCCCAGUACCAAGCCAACCAACAGAACAGUGUAAAAAAGGCUGUUGUGUCUGUGGAGUCAUUCGACUGGGGCCGUUACCUAGGAGACGGCGAUGUGGCUGGAGCUCCUGUCAGCUGCUUUAAACAUGUUCCCAUGGGAACGUCUUGGGGGGACAUCAGUGAGGGUGUCAGGGUGGAGGUGCCUAAUACGGACAGUGGACUGCCCAUGAGGGUCUACUGGAUCGCUGGCAUCAUCAAACUGUCGGGGUUCAAGGCCUUGCUGCGGUACGAGGGCUUCGACAGCGACUCCGCCCGUGACUUCUGGUGUAACCUGUGCGUGCCCGACAUCCACCCAGUGGGGUGGUGUGCUGCCGGGGGCAAACCUCUCGUACCCCCAAAAUCUAUCCUUCACAGAUGCACCAACUGGAAGAGUUUCCUUGUCAAGAGACUCACAGGCUCCAAGACACUUCCCCCUGACUUCACUACUAAGGUACAGGAGAGUCUGCAGUUUCCCUUCAAGAAGCUGAUGAGGGUGGAGGUGGUGGACAAGGGCCACCUGUGCAGGACACGGGUAGCCCUGGUGGAACAGGUGAUUGGGGGGCGCCUGCGGCUGGUGUACGAGGAGUGUGCGGACGGUACGGACGACUUCUGGUGUCACAUGUACAGCCCGCUGAUCCACAGCAUUGGCUGGUCCCGCUCCAUUGGCCACCGCUUCAAGCGCUCCGAUGUUGCAAAGAAGCUGGAGGGCCAGUUGGACGCCCCUGGACAGCUGUUCACCAAGGUGAACGAGGUGGACCAGAGUGGAGAGUGGUUCAAAGAUGGCAUGAAGCUGGAGGCCAUCGACCCCCUGAACUUGUCUGCCAUCUGCGUGGCCACGGUCAGGAAGGUUCUGGCUGAUGGCUACCUGAUGAUCGGGAUCGACGGCUCGGAGGCAGCGGACGGGUCCGAUUGGUUCUGCUACCACUGCACCUCUCCCUCCAUCUUCCCCGCCGGCUUCUGUGAGAUCAACAGCAUCCAACUCACCCCUCCCAGAGGUUAUAGCAACCUUCCCCUCAGAUGGUUUGAGUACCUAAAGGAGUCCAGCUCGGUUGCUGCCCCCGUCAACCUUUUCAACAAGGAGGUGCCCAACCACGGCUUCCGCCCCGGCAUGAAGCUGGAGGCGGUGGACCUCAUGGAGCCCCGGCUCAUCUGCGUCGCCACGGUGACCCGCAUCGUCCACCGGCUGCUGCGGAUCCACUUUGACGGCUGGGAGGACGAGUACGACCAGUGGGUGGACUGCCAGUCCCCGGACCUCUACCCCGUGGGAUGGUGUCAGCUCACGGGCUACCAGCUCCAGCCCCCAGCCGUCAAUACGGCCACUAAGGACCUGCCUUCAGGGGUGUCCAAACAGAGGAAGAAAUCUCAACAGUACAAGGGCCAGAAGAAAAAGAGGAAGCUUCCAAUAGGAAAGCGGCCUAUCAGUCUCUCUGGCAUCAUGGUAACCGGCAUGCCAGAUGAAAACAUGACCCCGCCAGAUUACCCAUCACCCCCGACUCCCGCCUUAGCCGCCCCGCCCACACCAAGGGAGCCUGAGAACAGCGCUAAGGCCGAGGCGGAUACAGAGAUAAAGCAGGAGUGCCUGGAGCCGGCGUCACUGUCCGAAGCGCUCGCUGCUGAUUAAGACAAACCCCAGCGGUCCUCACAAACUGUUUCGACAUCAAACUCGAGCCGCAGCACACAGCUGUCUGUUCGUCCUCCUCCUCAGAUUACUCCCUACCUUUCCCUCUUUGAUUCUCGUCCCUUCCGUCCUCCCUCCUCUCCUCCCUCCUCUCACCCGCCCACCAACUAUCAGCCUGAAUUGAGAUUUCAAGAUUGACUGUGAUUUUGUUUUGGGAUUUAUUUUCUUUCUUCUCUGCUUCUAGUUUUGAUGACGCCAACUAAGAGGAGUUACACACUUAUAGCGUGAGAGUCUAUCCAUCGGAAGCAGGGCAGUUUUUCUUUCAACGAUUGUCCUUCAAUUACAUUUUUUCCAAUUCCCAAUGGAUUUCCAAUGGUUGAGGAUAAGCUUGUGUGGGGGGGGGGGCUUAAUAGACCACUGCCUCCCUCUAUUUCUCACUAGUCUUCUAAAAAAGACCUCAAUUUAUGGGUCUGGUCUCGAUCCACCCUUGACCCGACAUCUCCGAACCUGAAGGGAGAAGAUCCCAGAACCCGCAACCCCCCCUUCCCUGCCUCCACCUUCUGCUGGUAAGUCUGAACGUUUUCAUGGACUCUUUGAAAUAGAGGAAAGCGGUCAUGACUGUUAUGGGAACGGACAGCAUUUGAGGGAAAUCCCGCCCUUAUGAACACUCAAAGAGCACUACAAUCCAUGCUUCUGAUUCAGCACACACACACACACACACACACACACACACACACACACACACACACACACACACACACACACACACACGGAUAUACGGGGUGACAAUGCCAGCGAAACGUGACUCACUAGCACCUUGCACAUCGCAAGCAGCUCAGUGGGCUUGAGGUGGGCUCUUGCUCAAGAGUACCUCAGUUCAACUUUUGCCAGUAGAAGCCAAGGGGAUUGAACCAGCAACCCUGCAGAAGCCAGAUGCCCUGCUCUACCUCCCUUGCUACUGCUCAAGAUGAUCCUUUAAAAAAACAAAACAAAGAAGCUCUUGGUGAGGUUUGCCGCAAACACCAUUUCUAUGUCUGCCAGCAUUCUGCCUAUAUUGACUUUGCUUCUUCGAUUGUCACUAGCUUCCUGAAAUGAAAUGAAAAUGUCUUGAUAAAAAUCUGUCUGGCCCAUUUAGAUAAGUGACCCUUUGUGGGAUUGUAGGUCACUUUUCCAAAGUAUAAUACUGAGGGAAACCAGCAAGUGAGUGAAGAUGAAAGCAAGUCAACAAUGAAACAAAAAAAACGUAAUAAUAUUAAUAAUACAAAUAUUAAUAAUAGUAAAAAUAGGUCAAAAGGUGCAUUGGGGAGCUAUGGCGGUCUUUGAUUGCAGAGGAAAAACAUAGGGAUGGACGUAGUGUUAAAUUGCAACCAUUUCUUUGUCAUAUUUUUUGAUGACAUUUGGUUUGUCGUGGUGUGGCUAUGUUUAUAGGAGGUUGAAUGAGCUGUUCAAAAUGGCGCAGACCGCUGUCAUUAAGAUGAGCAAACAUUGCGUGGUGUGGGUGUGUGUUUGACUGUGACACCGUCAGAUAAAUGGACUAAAGUGAAUUUACAAUUCAAUUUGGACACCAGAGCAGUAUGUUGGUUUUUAUAAAUGUUACCCAAGGCGAUGCUAUUGUGCUUCCUGAACUGAAGAUGUGAAGCAGCAUAUGUGUUGUUGUGUAAAGUUAUUAAUGGUAAAAUUAUUUCUUUCUUCUAAAUAACAUAUUAUUAUUGGACUAUGAGACGCAUAGGUUACAAUAUAUAUAUAUAUAUAUAUAUAUAUACUUUUGGCUUAUUAUUUUGUUUUCAUCCUGAUUUGAUAGGAAUUUAACAACAGUCGAGUGUUGUUAAAGGUCAUACAUCUGGGUGGACACAGACUUGAUAGAUUCUGAAACGGCCUAUAGGGAUUUAUCAACCUCACAACUGGUGGUGAAAUUGGGACCCUCUGAAAUUGGGAACACUGAGUUCUCAAAAAAAAUGUAUUUUUGACCGAGUUUGAGGAAGGAGGAGGGACAGGUUAUCCCCAUGGUAACGGCUCACAGAAACUUUGUGUGAGCGUUAUAAUGAGCGAUUGUUGUAAAUAGAAUGGUAUUAUACUAUAAGUGCAGCAGAGUAGAACAUUCACAACCUGGUUGGUGGAGACUGGCUAACAUUUUUUUCGAGAUUAUCAUAUUAUUUUAGUAGUGAUGACAAAAUGGCAAAGAUUAUUUUGUUCAAGAUCAUAGAAGACAUUUUAAAACAGAGGAAUUGCAAGGUGAAAUAAUGCAUCACAAGUCGCAACCAGAUUUUGUACUGAUCAAUAACAAAUUCUAUAUUCUCCCAUCAGUACCUCACUAAAAUAACAAAUAAUAGUAAUAUAAAAUAACAAUAGCAAACUAUGAUAAUAUGAUAGUACAGUACAAAAGUACAAUACAUUUGUUUUUAUAUAUGCAAUCUAAAUAUGGAUAUAAAAAUGAAAUAUAAGCUAAACUGAAGUUUACAGAAAUGUAUUAAGUCAUUACUUGCAUAGUAUGCAAUUAGAUGGAUACAUUUUCUAAAGUCUACUUCAGCGGUUGAUUCUGUUUUCUUGGUGACAGUAUGACACUUGAUGACAGUAUGGUCAAACCAGGCUUACUUUGUUAUGUUACAAAGCAGGGGCUCUGAUUUGGUGUCCUAGCUAUUGGAAUCAGUAUCGAGGUGUUUCUCCAAUCAGCUGUCGGUUGGGGGAAUCCUACCCACUACAAGUCUCUGCCCACUACUAACAAUGUUUGCCAUUACGGAUAUUUUCCUUCUUGACCCAUUGGUAAUGGUAUGGUAAUCCAAGUUCAUAUAUGGGUCAGGCAAUUUCUGGUAAGAAGUUCUUUCUUCCAGAAAGAAUUGGUUGCUCAAUGCAAUUGAGUCAUACAAAUAGUGAGCAAAUGUUUUGACCUGUGUAACUAUAUGAGCAGGAUUCGUCAUCUUCUAUUUUUAACAACAAGACAAAGUUGAUGCCCAUAGUGUAUUGUGUGUUUUUGGCAGUUCCCAAGUCCAUAGUAGUGGUUCACUGACUCAGUGUUUAGAUGAGAGUGGGAUCUGCUGGCGGUGCAUUUCAGUCUGGACAACAUUAAUGAAAAGGAAUCCAAUACGUUGAGGUGUCAGUGCCCGUUGCUUCUUUCUUUCUGAUAGAUUUGAUCUGCGCAAAAGUAGAGCAACACAGGGGUGCUUGAUUUCAAGAUCUCCCUCAAACAAUAUAACAAUGUUGACAAGAGGAAGUCAAUUUUUUUAUGUUAUUUAGAGCAGAAAAUAUAGUAUGUAUGAUUUGAUCCUAGUUUGUUGUUGGUUUGUUGUGUGUUGUAGCACCGUCCAAAAGAAAAAAGAAAUGUCUUAUAGUUGCUAUUGUCGACACCUUUUCUUUGUGUCUAGUGUUAAUUGUGUUUCAAACUUUUUUUUUUUUUGUAUGAUUGUGUGAUUUCUCUGUUUUCACGUCAUGUCCAUUUAGUGUUUAUAUAAAGAAAAAAAAGUUUGGAUAGUGAGUUUAUGAUAAUCAUGGUGUGGCACGUACUUUUAAUAGCAUGCCAUACUAGACAGGAUAAAACAUCCUCUUUAAUCUUGGUGUGUGUGUGUGUGUGUGUGUGUGUGUGUGUGUGUGUGUGUGUGUGUGUGUGUGUGUGUGUGUGUGUGUGUGUGUGUGUGUGUGUGUGUGUGUGUGUGUGUGUGUGUGUGUGUGUGUGUGUGUGUGUGUGUGCAAGCUACAGACUGAUGUCUCCAUGCAAGCUAAAGAGAGACUGAAAUUGCUUGUGCAGCUUGUGAACAUCACUUUAUGACAAGACUGUUAUGACAGGAAAGCACUGUUAAAUUGUGGCUCAUCUCCCUUACCCUAGUCUUCCGGACUUGGCCGAAGGGGUCCACUGUAGGAUCCGUCUUUUAUUUUUGUUUGCUAGAAACUCAAGCAUAACAAUCCAGUAUUUCUUAGGACAAUAAACUCAUGGCAAUUGAUCUUGGGGUUGAAGUUACAGAGGUACACGUUGAAACAUCUGGAAAUACGAGGGGCGUAGAUUACAUUCUGAUCACAUUGUUUGAGGACAAAAGACUUGUUAAAGCGUAUAACGUGUGAGAAUUUGUGAAAUUGAAACGUAGGUUUUACAUGCAGUGGAAAUUAAAUGUCUCCACUGCCACUCCCCCCAUUAAAGAAGAGCUGCUGUUUUUAUUUGUUGGGGACAAUUUUACUCAUGAGGCUGUUGCAAUGAUGCUUUAUAUAAACAAACAUGUCUUCUUACUUAAAAAUAUGUGGACAAUUAAUGCUUAUUUCUAAGUGGGCCCUCAAGUGGCCAUCGUCCUUUGGCUCACACAAUGUUUUUGAUCAGACUGAGCUCCCGGGAUUUCUAUUCUGACAGAAAAAAAAAAGGUUUGAUAACGUUUCUGUGCGGCCAAGAUUCACUUUUGUUGACUUUGAGGCAAUACGUUUUUUUUUACACACUACGGAAGUUGAUACUUUUGACAUCCGUUGUAUUUUUCAUCCACCAUCCUCUCCGUGUGUCCCUCUGAACUACUGGUUGCAUCUUUGUCCCUUAAUGUAAAAAAGGAACAUAUUCAACCCACAAAUACUGUUAUGCCAGCGGAAAUAUUACAACCCCCAAAUAAAUGGAAAUUAUACGAGGAUGCACAAAAUAAAUGUCCCAUAGGGCAUACUCUUUCUUUAACUGAAUGGCCCUUCUCUCUGUAGGGGAGAAACAAAAUGUGUUUUGUAAUAUGCUAUAUGCUAAGCUAGCAGCCAAGCUAGCUGCUUGUCAAACUAACACUGCACACUGAUAUCAAUUGGUGUAAGUAUGUUUAAACGUGUGUACGUAUGUGUGUAUUUGCUUGUCAAAUUUUGUACGUGAAAAGUUGAAUUGUCUUUGUAACAUGGUGCUAUCUAUCUCAACAUAUACUUAUAUUUAUAUAUUUGAUAUUUUUUAAAGAAUGGAAUUAUGAGAAAAAAAUGUUGAUCUCUUAAUCUUGUAUUUUGGACACAACUGUUAAAACAAUUUAUACAAAAAAAAUAAAAAGCAGGAGACAUGGCUCAGUGGAAAAAAUAUAUUGUUUAUUAAAAUUCUACAUCUUUCAGCAAUACGUCAUUCAUUUCACUUAGACUAUAAUUAUUUAAAACGCAUCAGAAUGUACUAUUUCUAGCACAACAUGGUGGCUGUCAAACCAGCCUGCCGACUUUGCAUUGCUGUGUGUCAAUGCUUAUUAAGAGUAAUCUUGUCUUCGUCUUUCAGACGGUUUGGCCACCAGAAUUUAGACACAACCUUUUGUAGAAUUGAAGUUUGUUUAGCUGCCAAGUGCCUGCUAUUAUCAUUUUAAGUAUUGUACUUUCGGUAGUGUCAGUUUUACAACAGUACAGCCGGCUGCGUUAAAUGUAUGUUACGUUGCAAUGUCUUGUCACCAUUUAUCAUAAGAUGUUAUUAUACAACUGCAAAGCAAAGCUAAUCCAUUUACGCUUGAGAUAGAGUAUGUUUUAUAGAUCUUUUUUUUUUAGCCUGUUCAUGAAUGCACACUGAUAUAAUGAGAUCACCAUGUCGGAACGAGGAACACUUAUAACAUGAUAGCAAAAAAUAUGUGGUAUUCCCCUUUCAAUGUCAGAUUAUUGUGUGCAUGUUAUCAGUGGCUAGGAUGACAUGUGUUUCUUUUAUUUCCUGUCUGUGAGUUUAAAAACCUGCUUAAACGGCUGUGUUUCUGAAACCUGUACUGGGAAGUUCAAAGUUCAAAAACAAAUCAAAGUUAAUUUAACCAUUAUGAUUUGUACGUGUUCAGUUUCCUUUUGCAGAGUUGAAGGACGAGUGUAUAAAGAAUUAAAAUCUAUCAUUUAAAAUCCAGUCAUCUUCUUAGGAUAGCUUAUAUCUACUAAUAGUGUACACAAAUUCUGGGAAUGCCAAUUAUCCAAGUCAGAGUAUGUGAUAAUGAGCUGUAGCUCUUCAUUAUGCAUCUCCUGAAUAUUUUUUUGCUUAUCAACAACCCAUGAAGUUUAAUAAAGGCCCCUUAAAGGUGCUGUUGAUUUUAAGAACACAUUUAUAAGUGUAUUUUGUUAUAAAUGGCAAAGCCAUCCAUCAGCUAUUAGUGUAAUGCGCUGUGAGCACAUCUGUAUUAUCCUAUUUUGAUUUUAGACCACUCCCGGCUCAUUUCUGACCAAUCAGGGCAUCUCAUCCCCUCUUUAAAACUCUUAUCUUACCUAAAGCACCUUUACUAUUUCAGUAUUAACAGGUAAGAACUCAUUAGGUUGAACUGUUGCUUUGGGUCCCAGUCCAAAGGUUUUCAGAGCACUGUGCCUACACUGUAUUGGUCUAUUCAGUCCGCAAUGUCAGCGCUGUGAAAAUAAAAUGUACUUAUCUUCAAAAAACAUGAGUAUAUAUAUAUAUAUAUAUAUAUACAAUAUUUGUUGACGCCACUUUCCUGAAACAUUUUUAAUACAAUGUAACAUUUGGGGCAGCAUGAUUGUGAAUUAAGUGUUCCAUUUUGGUGUUAAAAAAAUGGAACCUUAGGAUUUUCUACAGAAUAAAAAAGGUAUAACAUUG